UACAUCUCUAGUAGUAUCGCUCUCACCCUCGAGAUGGCGACACAUGUGUUUUUAUUCUUUCUCGCUAUACAAAUGGCAACGGGAAGUGAAAACUAUAGAAGUGAUGGGUUUCUAGACAAGUUAAGCAACGGGAUGAAAAUCGCAAAUGAUUUAUUAGGUCCCGAAUCAUUAGCUUUGAAAGUAGCCGAUUUCGUUGUUAAAGCAUUCCAAACAGGAAACCGACCGCCACCAGCUUACAGAAGGCCAACACUUAACAAUAUAAACGAAGACAGUUACGAAGACGUACAAGAAAAUAAACCUAACUACUAUGUCAAUGAAGCUCCAAAUCCUGUGAAUCCGUUACGGUAUUUGGUAAAACUGAUGGGACUUCAGACAAAUCAAAUUAGUGCAGUGGCUGUUAAUGCCUUGGUGUUCGUUGCGCAAAUGAUAUCAACAUUUUUCACGGGACCUAAACGCUCACAUGGACAGUAUCGAUCUGAAGAUCCGACAAAUUGGAUACUCAACAAGAAUUCUGGACGACUACAAGAAUUAAUCAAUACUGCGAAAAAUGAAUCAAUAUUGUACGAUAUAGACGAACUUAUCAAACAACAAGGUUCCGACGAGGAAACUAGUUGCAUAAGAUUGUUGGUUUGCAAAAUUACACCUUAUGUGCAUAAGAUGCAAAAUGCAGUGUUCGGUGAAAACAAUAGCAGCAAUGCUGAUAAUGGAAAUUUGAGAGAUCUUCGUGGUUCCGCUGUGAUGUACCGCCAUCUACCGACUGCUGAUGAAGUUAAAGCUACCAGCGACAUCUGUGAACGGAGGCAUAAAGAUUGUGAUUUAAAUGAAUGAUUAUUUUCCCGCUCCAUACAAAAUGCAUCUAGCCUAGCCAGAGGUCUAAUAUAGGUCUAGUAUUAGGGGCGUUUAACAGUACUCAGAUAUAAAAUUAAUAAAAAAUAGAGCCAAAAAAUGUAAAUUAGGUAUGAGUAAUAUAUAGAAAUAAUUAUUAUUAAUUAGAACUAGUGUCAAGAGUUUCUGGGUUGACUUUUUUUAUAACACGAUUACCAAAUAAUGGCUUUGUGUUCUCUCGAGGCAUACAACAAGUGACAAUCAUUUUUAAACUAUUAUUAACCUAAAAAUCCAGAGGUAUUAAGUAUUAUAAUUCAUAGUGAGAGUAAAGAGAGAAUAAGAAUAAAUUUAAAAUUCCAUUUUUGAAUCUCUAGACAAUCGUCAAGCACGAAUGUCAUCUAUAUAUAAAAAAAACGAUGCCGAGUGAUUUACUGACGCAUUUAUCAACGCACAGCCGAAACCACUGGACCUAAUGUCUUGAAAUUUUGCAAAUAAAUUAUUUAUACUACACAGCGUAAGCGAGCAAUAAGAAAGAAAUUCUGAAAAUAAGGGAGUAAAACUUCCAAGGUUCACGCGUAUGAAGAGCUAGUUGACUUUAUUUUAUAGAUAAUGGAUAAUUAAAAUUUACAAUAAAAAAAUUUAAAUAUGUCCCAAAUAAAAAUAUGUCCAGUAUAAAAAAAAAAAAACCUAAUAACUAAGUAGUUUUUGCCCUUAAUUACGUAUGCGAAAAUUUUAAAAUAGUGCAAUAGAUUUAUAUAGCAUAUAUACAUAUACCAGUUUUUAAUUAUAACUCCACAAAUACAACUGUGAAUCACUGUGUGUCACAU
Messenger RNA from Galleria mellonella (greater wax moth), 1652 nucleotides. RefSeq lists its product as uncharacterized. The transcript has 3 exons. Bases 34 to 828 code for a protein of 264 amino acids. The record is from RefSeq and is a predicted model, not a curated record. Lineage: Eukaryota; Metazoa; Arthropoda; Insecta; Lepidoptera; Pyralidae.